This is a messenger RNA of Penicillium olsonii, 2124 nucleotides long. The record is from the annotation of a GenBank genome assembly. Lineage: Eukaryota; Fungi; Ascomycota; Eurotiomycetes; Eurotiales; Aspergillaceae.
AUGUGGGAGAAUACAGAACCGAAACACAUCGCCUUUCCGGCCCACGAUCGGCACGUCGUGACCUCUAUGCAGAUUGACGGCGAGAAGAUUAUAGUAGCAAGUGACAGCGGCAAUAUUCAUAUAUAUGAUCUCAAGACCGGCGCCGUCCGGGCCAAGCUGGAAGGACACGAAGGAGGAGUAUGGACAGUACAACAUUAUGAGAACACCCUUGUCUCAGGGUCCACAGACCGCACAAUCCGAGUGUGGGAUAUGGAACAGGCCAAAUGUACUCAUAUCCUUCACGGCCACACUUCCACAGUGCGGAUCUUGAAGAUAUUGCCGCCGACGCUGGUUGAUCAACAGACCGAUCCAACAGCGGUCGUACACGAUCAGCCGUUGAUAAUUUCAGGCUCCCGUGAUAGUAACAUGCGGGUCUGGAAGCUACCGCAGCAAGAAGACCAAACAUACCUGCCCGAUCAUAUACCAGAAAGCGACGAUUGCCCGUAUCUCAUCCGCGUUUUGAGAGGACAUAAGCAUUCCGUGCGCGCGAUGGCUGUCCAUGGGGACACUUUGGUGAGUGGCAGCUAUGACUGCACUGUACGGGUCUGGAGAGUCUCCACCGGAGCUUUGGUGCACACGCUUGAGGGCCAUGGGUACAAAGUUUAUGAAGUUGCUAUAGACCACCAGAGGAAUCGCUGUAUAAGUGGAGGAAUGGAUCACAUGGUCAAGAUUUGGUGUCUUGAAACCGGCGUGCUGUUGUUCAGUCUCGAAGGGCACACGUCGCUGGUGGGCUUGUUAGAACUCAGCGAUGGUUUUCUCGUGUCGGCCAGCGCUGAUUCCAGCCUCCGGAUUUGGGACCCCGAAAAUGGCGCGUGUCGAAGUGUGCUGAGUGACCACAGUGGAGCGGUGACAUGUUUCCAGCACGACAACGAAAAGAUUGUUUCUGGGUCAGACAGGCAUUUGAAGUUGUGGAAUAUCCAGACAGGUGUCUUCGAAAGGGACCUUCUCACGGAUCUCCACGGUGUUUGGCAAGUCUGCUUUGACGGCCAAGUCUGUGUAGCGGCGGUUCAACGAGACGGCCGAACGUACAUCGAGAAUUUAUCCUUCGUGCUUGAGGGAAUCCAAAAAGUGAAAUUUGAAGACCGUUCGAUUCCUCAGCUACACGACCCCUACGAUGUUUUGGUCAGAGUGAAAUUUACUGGAAUCUGCGGCAGCGAUGUACACUAUUGGAGUUGCGGACAAAUCGGACCCUUCAAAGUCGAGCAACCAAUGGUCCUUGGACAUGAGUCCUCAGGCAUUGUCGAACAAAUAGGAAGCAAGGUCACAGCAUUGAAAGUGGGCGACCGUGUCACCAUGGAGCCCGGGGAGCCCUGUCGCAGAUGCGACGCAUGCAAGAUCGGAACAUACAACCUUUGCCCUGCAAUGGCGUUCGCUGCCACCCCUCCCUACGACGGUACCCUGGCACAGUAUUACCGUCUGCCAGAGGAUCUCUGCUACCAGCUACCGGACAGCCUCAGUCUCGAGCAGGGUGCGCUGGUAGAACCCCUCAGCGUUGCGGUCCAUCUUGUACGUCAGGCGGAUGUAUCGCCCGGUUCGUCGAUUGUGAUUUUCGGCGCUGGACCCGUUGGUUUACUGUGCUGCGCGGUGGCCAAAGCAUUCGGAGCCAACAAAGUGAUUGCUGUUGAUAUUCAGCAGCCGAGACUCGACUUUGCCAAACGAUUUGAGGCAACGGCCACAUUCCUUCCAGGGUCGGGGUCGCCGUUAGACAAUGCCACCCGCCUCAAGGAGGAAAACGGCCUCGGCAAUGGUGCUGAUUUCGUCAUUGAUGCUUCCGGUGCAGAGGCCUCGAUUAACACUGGUGUUCAUGUUCUUCACCCGGGUGGCACCUACGUUCAAGGAGGCAUGGGACGUGACGAAGUCAACUUUCCGAUCACGGCUGCAUGCACAAAGGAAUUGACCAUCAAGGGCAGUUUCCGGUAUGCGAGCGGUGACUAUAAACUUGCUAUCCAGCUUCUUGCUACCCAGCAGGUGAAGGCGCAGGAGUUGAUUACGGACAUUGUGAAAUUUGAGGACGCCGAGCGGGCUUUCCACGAUGUGAAGGCUGGGACGGGGAUCAAAGUUCUGAUUGCAGGGCCUGAAGCAUAA